AAAAUCAAAAUGUGUGACGACGACAUUACUUCUUUAGUAAUUGAUAAUGGAUCUAGUAAGUGCAAAGCAGGUUUUGCUGGACACGAUACACCAUGUGCCGGCUUCCCAUCCAUCGUCGGACGUCCCAGAAAUCAAAGCGUCAUGGUCAGCGUGGGCCAAAAGGAUUCGUACGUUGGUAAUGAAGCCCAGAGCGACCACAGAGAUAUACUCUUCUUGAGAUACCCAAUUUAUCAUGGUAUCGUAACAAACUGGGACGACAUGGAAAAGAUCUGGCGCCACAUUUUCGACAAAAAUUUGUGUGUGGCUCCAGAAAAUCAUUCAGUUCUUUUGACCGAAGCGCCAUUAAAUCCAAGAGCUAACCGCCAUGUACAUACAUGCUACAUAGCCAUCCAGGCUGUACUCUCGUUAUACGCCUCCGAACGUACCACAGGUAUCGUUAUGGAUUCUGGAGAUGGUGCAUCUCAUGCUGUCCCAAUCUAUGAAGGUUGCGCCGUCUCCCACGCCAUUCUGAGUCUUGAUUUGGCUGGUCGGGAUUUGACUGAUUACUUCAUAAACCAAUAUCGUUUUGUCUGUCGGUAA
Molecule: messenger RNA, 579 nt
Organism: Aethina tumida (small hive beetle)
Lineage: Eukaryota; Metazoa; Arthropoda; Insecta; Coleoptera; Nitidulidae
Product: actin-like
Source: RefSeq, a predicted model, not a curated record